AUGACUAGACUUGGUAAUAUUAUUAAACAAAUUGAAAGUCUUAAUACACUUGUUAUACGUCAAAUUUUUCAACCAGAUCGUUCAGAUUUAAAUGAAAAUGAUAAUGAUGAAUUGACUCAUAGGAUAUUAACACAUAAAUCAUCUUCUCUUCGUUCAGUUGAACUUCAAUAUCCUUAUCAUUACUUGAACAUAUCAAAUAAUACAUCCAUAGGUUCAAAUCUUACAUCAUUUAAUUUACGGAUUACUGGUUCACCUUCAACUGUAUCUAUUCAUUCAGUUUCACGAGUUUUUCGUCUUUGUCAUAAAAUACGAUAUCUAGUCAUUGUAUUAUACAAUGACAAACGAUUUGAAAAUACUAAUAUUAAUGUUCCAAAUGAUCUGCCAUCUGCGAAUGAAAAUGAUCUACCUAUAUUAUCACAAUUGACAUCUUCCGAAUUAAUGCUUGGCACUGUGUGUGAUGUUUGGUCGAUUUCAUAUAUUUUACGUUGUAUGUCUAAUCUCAAGCAUGUUUAUUUUCAACUUCUCGUACAAACAUCAUGGCCAUUUACUAAUGAAUAUCUUGAUGGAUAUGUAUGGCAAGAAAUGUUGGAGCUUUAUCUUCCAUGUUUAUUUAAAUUUGAAUUUCAUAUGUCUCUAACGAAAAGAUUGCCAAAAUUAGAUUUAGAUUUUGUUGUUAAUUCAUUUAAUUAUUUUGUUAACAAAUAUUCUAAUUUGGAAAUGAUUAUUGAUCGAUGGAUAUACGGUCGUGAAAUUGUUAUGUUACGAACAUUGAAUUAUACGAAAUCCAAAUUAAUUGGAAACAUAAAUGUUCCUUUUAUUACUUGUAGAACAUUUGAAACACGAUCAACGAGAAAAACAACAGAUGAUCAUUAUUCUUUUUAUUCUAAGAUACAAACGUUAAAAUUAUAUGUAGAUAAUGAAAGAUGUAAUGUUACUUGGUCUUCUCCUUUAUUUCAACAUAUUACUUGUCUUCUCGUAGAAGUACCAAUAAUAAAUCAUCAUGGUGGAACAAUUUAUUCAAUAUUGCUUCGAGUAUAUUCAUUUCAUAAUUGUGUAUUUAUUAUUGAUCUAUUUAUCAUUCGAUUGGAACAAUUAUCUUAUCUCAAAAUUUUUUAUGAUCAAGAUACAUUAGUUGAUGAUCCUUUUACACAUGAAUAUAUCAUUACAAAACGUUGUCAAACAUUUCCCUUUAACAUUAUUGAUGAGCAGAUGGUUAAUGUCAAAAAUAAUGGUCAAGUUAUUGAAAUUUGGUUAUCAUGA
Messenger RNA from Rotaria sp. Silwood2, 1260 nucleotides. Lineage: Eukaryota; Metazoa; Rotifera; Eurotatoria; Philodinida; Philodinidae. The record is from the annotation of a GenBank genome assembly.